Molecule: messenger RNA, 573 nt
Organism: Fusarium pseudograminearum CS3096
Lineage: Eukaryota; Fungi; Ascomycota; Sordariomycetes; Hypocreales; Nectriaceae
Exons: 4
Coding region: 1-573 (190 amino acids)
Cellular component (GO): intracellular membrane-bounded organelle; membrane; cytosol
Molecular function (GO): calcium ion binding
Source: RefSeq, a predicted model, not a curated record
AUGGGUAAAUCACAGUCCAAGCUCUCUCAAGAUCAGCUUGUUGAGCUUCAGAAGUCUACCCAUUUUGAUAAGAAGGAGCUGCAGCAAUGGUACAAGGGUUUCCUUAAGGAUUGCCCGUCGGGUACGCUCACCAAAGAGGAGUUUCAGAAAAUUUACAGACAAUUCUUCCCUUUCGGAGAUCCGAGCUCAUUCGCCGACUAUGUAUUCAACGUGUUCGACAGCGACAAGUCCGGUACUAUCGACUUUAAGGAGUUCAUUUGUGCGUUGAGUGUCACCAGCAGAGGCAAGAUGGAAGAUAAGCUGGACUGGGCAUUCCAGCUGUAUGACAUUGAUGGCGAUGGCAAAAUCAGUUAUGACGAAAUGCUGAAGAUUGUCGAGGCUAUCUACAAGAUGGUUGGCUCCAUGGUCAAACUACCCGAAGACGAAGAUACCCCCGAGAAACGAGUAAGGAAGAUCUUCCGCAUGAUGGACAAGGAUGAGAAUGGCAGUCUAGACAUGGAGGAGUUCAAGGAGGGCAGCAAACGGGACGAGACCAUUGUCUCAGCGCUAUCCCUCUAUGACGGUUUGGUAUAG